Aedes albopictus (Asian tiger mosquito) is the source of this 936-nucleotide messenger RNA. RefSeq lists its product as uncharacterized. The transcript has 2 exons. Lineage: Eukaryota; Metazoa; Arthropoda; Insecta; Diptera; Culicidae. The coding region runs from base 1 to 936 and encodes 311 amino acids. The record is from RefSeq and is a predicted model, not a curated record.
AUGAAGUGUGCCCCCCUUGCCGAUAUCGUGAGCAAUAUCGAAAGUGCCAUUCAGUUCGAGAAUCACACGUAUAAAGCAGCCACCCGUCACAGUGUUAAGGAAUGCAUAGUGAGAACGGUGAGCAAAAAAGGGAACAAAAAUCGCGCCAACUUCGAUACGUGGUGCACAAUCCGUCUGUUGAAAUCUCGUGAUGUGAUAUACUCUCGUGCCGAUAAGGGGAACGCGGUAGUGAUUAUGGAUAGAGAAGAUUACGACUCGCGCGUUCGGGACAUGAUCAGUGCCGGUCCGUAUGAAGAGUUUACUUUCAAAAACGGAAAGCCGAAAGAUCCUCUUAACAGAAUGGUUGAGGAAGUGAAUCAUGUUCGGAAGAAGGUAGCUAACUUGAUGGGCGAAGACAGGUUGGAAAGAAAGUUCCAUGUUCCAAACCCGACGGUGGCAUCCUUGUAUUGCCUACCAAAGAUUCAUAAGAAUCCGGUAGGUAUGGGCCCGAUCUCGUCCAACAUCCGUACCCCUACCGAAAAAAUGGCAGCGUGGCUAGUGGAAGAAAUGAGAAAAUACCCUGUGAAGCAUGGAAAAGGUGUUAAAAACUCGGUGGAUUUGGUUGAGCAGCUAGAGGGGUUCACAUUGCGACGAGGUGAAAUUCUGGUAUCGUUCGAUGUCGCCGCUCUAUUUCCGAGCGUAUCAGCCACUGAAGCUCUGCAAAGCCUGCGCCGACACUUGGAACGGUGCCGAGUGCCGCUAAACCACAUCGCGGCUUAUCUCUCUGUUGCCAAGGUCUGUAUGAACCAAAAUUUUUUCAACUUCCGGGGAAAAUACUACAAACAGAGCUUUGGCCUGAGCAUGGGUAGUAAGCUCUCACCACUUCUGGACGAUUUGUUCAUGAGCGAUCUAGAAAAUGAAGCCCAAAAACAGAAGCUCUUUCCCCGAGUGUGGUAG